Cokeromyces recurvatus is the source of this 1036-nucleotide messenger RNA. Its product is annotated as PQ loop repeat-domain-containing protein. NCBI's taxonomy places the organism in Eukaryota, Fungi, Mucoromycota, Mucoromycetes, Mucorales, Mucoraceae. Gene Ontology annotation, cellular component: fungal-type vacuole membrane. Bases 30 to 872 code for a protein of 280 amino acids. The record is from RefSeq and is a predicted model, not a curated record. Gene Ontology annotation, biological process: basic amino acid transmembrane export from vacuole. The transcript has 5 exons.
UUUUUUUUUUAAUAUUUAUUUUCUAUUUAAUGGAUCAUUCAUUAGCUUCAUCCAUUGCUGGUUAUUUAUCUAUCUUAUGCUGGCUAAUAGUCUUCACACCACAACUAUGGGAAAACUACAGACGUAAGAGUGGAGAUGGUCUUUCAAUGACGUUUCUUGUUAUUUGGCUAGCUGGUGAUGUUUUUAAUUUAAUAGGUGUCAUUAUGCAAGAUCUAUUAGUGACAAUGUUUGUACUCGCUUUAUAUUACACAAUAGCAGAUAUGGGUUUAAUUUGGCAAGUUAUUUAUUACAGACAACAAGACAAUAGACUAAGAUCAGUCAUUGAUGGAGAGGAAGAAGAAGAAGAAGAAGUCUUUACAACUGAAAGAGCAUUAUUGAUUACGACAGAAGAUCCUACGACAUCUUAUUCAACAACAUCUUCCAACUCGCUUUAUAGUAACCAAGUAAAUAGAAGAAGAAUUCAAAUCUUUAAUUUAAUUUCAGGAUUUUCUAUUGUCUUGGUGACCGUGAUAUCUUGUUAUGCCUAUUAUAUAAUUCAUUAUACUACUGUUAAUCAUCCUAAUGGACUAGAAUGGUUUCCUCAGUUGAUGGGGUGGGCAAGUGCUAUACUUUACGUUGGGAGUCGUGUGCCACAAAUAAUAAAAAAUUGGAAAAACAAGAGUACAGAAGGAUUAAGUUUAGGGAUGUUUCUUUGUGCUGUCAUGGGCAAUUGUUUAUUUACUCUGUCAAUAUUAUUAAAGUCAACAAGUUAUACUUAUGUUUUAAUGAAUCUAUCUUGGAUUAUAGGAAGUUGUGGUACUUUACUAUUUGACUUCACUAUUUUUAUACAAUUCUUUUUUUAUGAAAAGAAUAGAAAGACAAUUGGGAAGUAAAUUUCUAUUAUAUAUUUGUAUAAAAUACCCUUAUUUUCUCAUUUAUUAUUGGUAUACUAUAAUAGAGAACAAAAGAAAACAUCUUAAAUUUAUGGAAGAUAUUUAUAUAUAGUACAUAGACCCUAUAUCAAUAAAAAUUGUUGUAUAUUAUGUGUUGCUAUAAA